Molecule: messenger RNA, 1191 nt
Organism: Hydra vulgaris (swiftwater hydra)
Lineage: Eukaryota; Metazoa; Cnidaria; Hydrozoa; Anthoathecata; Hydridae
Product: V(D)J recombination-activating protein 1
Molecular function (GO): metal ion binding
Source: RefSeq, a predicted model, not a curated record
UUGAUACUUAUUGGAACUUUAUUCUGAGCAUGCGUAGUGAACAGUUGCAAAACAUCAGAAAUUCGAUGAUUUUUUGUAUAAUUAUUUUCUUAAGCUCAGCUACUCUAACUUGAAUUUUUUUAUGUUUAAUAUUUCAAACUUUUUGUAAAACGUAGCGAUUUGCUUUAGAGUUGGCAGAUACAUCUUUAUAUUAUAAAUUUUGUUGUUGAAAUUAUGUUUUUUAACGAAAACUUUUAAAUCAAAAGAAAUCUUUUAAACAUGGACCAUGCAACCAAAUUAAAUCUAAUUUGUAGAAUAUGCAGAGAAGAUAUAAUAAAAGAUCCAGUUGAUAUAAAUAAAUAUUCCGAAAGAAUCGAAAAUUCCUAUUAUAUAAACACCAGCAUUGAUAAUAAGAAAAUUCACCCACAAAAGAUGUGUAAUAGAUGCUAUACCAAUUUAAGGAACAUUGAAAAAGGUUCAAGUUCUAGUAUUAAACCAGUUGAUUGGCCUUUACCAUGUGCAGGCAAUUGUUCUUGUUUCCCCAAAGUUGUUGGAAGAAAAGUUAAAAAAUGUAAACCUGGUCGACCAUGUGUCAUGGAACAAAAUCAGAAGAGAUGGACUAGGCCAAUUAUAAAUAACUUAAUUAGUACUAUACCAAAACCAACAUUGCGUUUAAAUGUAAUUGAUAUUGAUCCUGUAUCAAAUCCCCACUUAAACUUGUGCAUAUGCAAGUUAUGCAACAAUAUUAUGUAUAAGCCACUAAUAUUAAAAGAGUGUCAACACUCAUUUUGCUCAGUGUGUUUAUUCAAAGAGAUUGAAGGAAAGUUGGAAACAGAAGCUAAAUGCUUUAUUUGUGGACAAACUAUUUCUUUAAAUUCAGUUUUGAAUUCUGUUAAUUUAACACAAAUGAUAGAGCACAUUCUUUUAGGUUGCAAUAAGAAAUGCAAAUUAAAUUAUGCAGUUAAAGACAAUGAGCUUAAAAAACUACAUGAAGAAAAUUGUAUGGGUGAAAAAUUAUUGCAGACUUUUUGCAAAAAAACUCCAAGUGGACUUGAUACAACUCUUUCUGAUAUAUUUUUAUUAAAAGGAAAUGAUGUUAUUCCACGGAUUGUAGAAGAUGCUGCAUUGCAUGUUAUAAAGCAAAAGCAAAUUAACUCUGAAUCAAACUUUUUUUCUUUUCCUUCUGGAGGAUCAAGGGUAAACACAUUUUAA